Molecule: messenger RNA, 1098 nt
Organism: Olea europaea var. sylvestris
Lineage: Eukaryota; Viridiplantae; Streptophyta; Magnoliopsida; Lamiales; Oleaceae
Exons: 7
Coding region: 1-1098 (365 amino acids)
Source: RefSeq, a predicted model, not a curated record
AUGCAUUUUGACAUUAAUGAUCCGGGAAAUUGGAAAACUAUUGAUCAAAGCUUGAUAGACUUGUUAGUGAAAAGAGGCCCCCUUGGGCAGGAUGGUUUUAUUUUUCCAAAAGAUUCAGAAAAUAGCCAUUUCUCUUCUACGUAUUAUAUUCGGCAUUUAACAAAUGGUGAGAAGAGUGAUAGAAAAUGGUUGGUCUACUCAAUUUCAUUGGAUAAAGUAUUUUGCUUUUGUUGUAAAUUGUUUAAGCAAGAAGGAAACAAUAUUCAAUUAGCUAAUGAAGGAAUCAAUGAUUGGAAAAAUCUUAGUUUCAGGCUUAAAAGUCAUGAAACUAAACUUAAUAUUGGUGAUUUAAGAGGUAAAGGUUAUGAUAACGGUUCUAAUAUGAAAGGGAAGCAUAAAGUUUUACAAAAAAGAGUACUAGAAGUAAAUCCAAGGGCAUUUUACACACCAUGUGGUUGUCAUAGCCUUAAUCUUGCACUUUGUGAUAUGGUAAAUUCUUACAAUGUGAAAGGUCUGAAGCUUAAGCUACUAUCACAAGCACGUUGGAAAAGUCAAGUCGAAAGUGUUAAAGCAAUAAGAUUUCAAGCACUAGAAAUAAAAGCUACUUUAAAACACUUGGUGGAAACAUGUGAUGAUCCUAAGGCAUAUAGAGAUGCUCAAAGCUUAUUUUCUGACAUUAUGGAUUUUGAGUUCUUGUUUGGCAUAGUUAUUUGGUACAAUAUACUGUCUGCUAUUAAUAGAUUAAGUAAAAUGUUGCAACGUGCAGAUAUGUCUAUUGAUACUGUUAGAAAGAAGCACUUUGAUGAAAAUGUUAAUGACGAGAGAACACAUUCAGCCGAUGAAUCAUUUAGAGUAGAUUAUUUUUUAAAUAUAGUUGAUCAAGCUCCUUCUUCGCUUAGUCUCGAAGUAUGUUUGAUACACCAAGUCUCUAAAGGGGUUGCAAAUGGAACAAGCCACUCGUAUUCUCGGCUUUAUUCAGCACAUGGAUUGUUUGAACAUGUAGACGAGCUAACAAUCGGGUCGAGCUCGAAAAUUUUUCACAAGUUUGGUCAGUGUGAACAUUUGACGAUCCAAAAGAUUGUAAAGGUUAAAGGUUAA